UGAGUUUCUCUAGAUCUGGCUGAGACAUUAGUCCUUUAAUCCUGGAAAUGUUCUUCAGGUGAUAGAAGGCCGACUUUGUUUUGCGCGUUCUUCUUACGUAACACAGUAUCAGAUUUGCAGAUUCUUAAAGGAUUUCUGACAAUAGAUGCAAAUCUAAAAAUGCUAUGGGGCUGAAAAAAGUAUGCAUUUCAUUCUUUGUUGGGGAGUAUUACACUGCAUCUCUUCUGUUUCUGAUUAUAUUUACUAUUUAAGUGUUUUUAAGCCAAGUUCUGUUUGUGUUGAUAUUGAGCUGACUGGAGAUUCUUACAGUGUGACAACCUUUAGUUGAAAUAAUAAUAAUAUAGUUACACAAUGACUCAAAAAAAAAAGUAUCGCGUAUUUAACUGCAUUUAUCUAAAACAAAAAGGCAACUAUUAUUGUUUUUGCCACCCGAGUAACGCACAAUAUUUAUACUAACACGUAAUUUUAUUUAUAGCAAUAAGCAACAACAGAAUAAACACCUGAUGAAUUUAUUGUUUUAAAGUAAAUGGGGUUGUUCUGCUAAAUUUGUUAUGGCUUUUUGCUUUCCGAUCUUCACUCCAGCCUGGAAGCAAAAUGAGCUGCUAACAGCUAAUUCAUUAAUCAAGCUAUCGCUGUGUGACAGGACUGAUUUACGGUAGCAUUCAGUCUCGCUACAUAUCUGAGUAGGCCUCUGACUGAAGACUGUUGCAGAGUCACAGUUUUGCUAACAGCUUAAUUUCCAGGCAGCAGAGACGAUAUUCCACAGUAUGUCCUGGAUGGAGACUUCAGUUGCUGCCAAGCACUGCUAAUCCAUCUCCUUGGCUUUUGCCGCUCUUCUGUUUUUUUUUUUUUACUAUUCUUAGAAUGAAAACCCGCAAAGACAGAAAAGCAACAAGAGUAGUGGAUAAGUAUAACUCCUCUACUUUAGUGCAGUAAAACUCUCAUCUAUCCGAGAUCGUGACGCCAGAAGACAUUUACAGCCAGCGUGACCCUAGUCCAUGACCUCCAUCUGGCGGCGCUCUCUUCAACCAGAGUGCGAUUUCAUCCCUGAACUCUCACCUGGUCCGCGGUAAAAAAGCUGGAGCACAAACCUGCACAUUCCUCCUCUUGUGCCUUCGUGACAAACGGUUCGAGCGUCUCGGCUCUGACCAGCUGAUUUACAACGUAAACAGGAGUCGCUCUGCGCAAGUUUGAGAUUCCAAGGCUAAGUCCUCCGUGAAUAUUUCCACUUACUGGGAACUCUGCUUCCCCACAUUCCUGCCCCCUUUCGGCUCAGACGGCCCCUAUAUGGGCUGACUGUCCGACCGGCUCAAGUCAGGAAUGUGCAGCACCCCCCUUUUAAUUGGUAUUGUGUCAUCCUCCAUGCCAAAUGCUGGCAAACCUUUUCAACAUGGCUGCUGAAGUCAUGACACCUACAGCAAGCGCAUCGGAUGUAGAUGUUUCUUACAAACACCAGUCACAAGGUGACCGCUUGCAGUAAAACCGACAAAGCAGGGGUAGUUUUUAGAUAUUAAGUGUCUCACACUUAUUUUUGAUGCUCUAGUAUAUUUGGUUUGCCGUAGCAAGCUAAGUCUAUACUUCAGUUUUAUUAUCAUUAUCCCUUAGAUCCAUUUUCUUUCCACUCUAAGCACAAACAUGGUAAGGUUCGUUUUUGAUGAAGCAAGUCACAAAUUGGCCACAUCAGGUUUAAAAAAUACCCACUAGUGCACAUAUUUAUCUAAAAUACACAAACUAAAUACUGAGCAUUAAAUUGCAAUUACACAUACAUUGAAUAGUUUCAUAUAACAUAAAUUGUCAAUGAGAAAAAAAUAUAAAUCUUUUCUAAGUCUGUGAAGUAGAGCAAUUAAGCAAAAACUGUUUGUUAAAGCAGAGGAUUUGUCUUAAGAAAGUGACACAUCAGCAACAUACAUUCACUUUUUUUAUAUUUUUAAUAUUCGUUUUGCAUGUUUUCCAUGUUAUGAAGUUGGUACUAAAAUGAGUUAAACAUUUGGGACAACUUUCCCUUUGCUUGUGGGGGAUUUCUGUGUGUGUGUGUGUGUGUGUGUGUGUGUGCGUGUGUGUGUGUGUGUGGGUGUGUGUGUGUGUGUGUGUGUGUGUGUGUAUGUUAGCAUUUAAUGGUAGUGAACCAGUUAGAGCUUCAAAAUGGAAACAUAAAAGAUAAAAUAAGUAAUUAAUAAGAAACAAUACUUGAACUUUAUUUUGCCAGUCGAUGCAAAGUUCAAGAAUAUUCCCCUAAAACAUCUGCAAAUAAAUCAGAUUUUCAUAACUUUUGUCCCUGACGACGCUGACGCCUUAAGCUUUUGUAAAUAAAAGUUGCGAGGUCGGUCCUUGUAUAUAUAUGAAAAGAGAACAAGAUUUUCUGUUGUUGUUUUAUUUAACCUUCAUUCUCAUGCUACUGUAAGUGCAUAACACCUCCAGAGUAUGCUGAUGUGCUGACAGUAUGUCGGUAAUUGAUAACCUGCGAAAUGCUGUCGGCUAUUUCAGCCUUUUCUCUCUUUCCGACAGUUCCGGAAAGCCUUGCUACAUUCUUCCCAUUCCUCUUUUCUGACGAUGCUGAAUUCCAGACCAGUCCCUCAGACUAUAAUCCAGAGGGAUUUCUUUAUCUCCACUGUAUUUCUCCCAUCACCUCCUCUGGCUUCCCUUUGUCUUCUUAUCUGUCACUCUGCCUUAAUUCUUCUGUAUCCCUGGGAAUGUGAAUAUGUCUGGUCCUCUGCCACUUUGUCUUUAUUUUCCAUUUUUAGUGAAAGAAAAAGCAGCAACAAUUGCUCACAACUGCGCCGACUGCAUUUGUUUAGUGUUAUGCAAGUUUAAUAUACGUUUCCAGAUCGCAGAUUAAUUGAUCAGCUCUGAAACGCUGAAACCAGAAGUGUACAAAUAAAAAAAAAACACCUACAUCUUUUUCUUUUUUUUUUUACUGUCUGACGUUUAAGCCAAACUUCUCUCUCUUUUUUUUAUUGAUCAGUCAGAAUUACCAAAAUGAUUUUUGAUUUGUUAAAUAUUGCAUGCUAAUGGCAUGCUAAUGGCAAAGUAACUCAAUAAUAGAACCCUGAGGUACCCCACAUAUGAUCUCUUUUUGCUUUGAUUUAUUAUUACAAAAUAUUCUAAGAUAGUCCCACUCUGUCAAACAUCAUCUAAACUACUUUUAGUACCAGACAAUUCAAACAGCUCCAGCUAGGUCUCAUUACUCUACCACUGUGAAUGUUGCUCUGAUUGGUGAAAAUGGCUUUAUGGAGGGCAUCCACUACCUGGAACAGGUGUCCAUUUUUGUAAACUUCCCUUGCCAUCCAACCCCGAAUGUUCUCAAAUGGAUUUAGAUGAGGGGAGCAAAAGAGUGAUGUUGUUUCUACAGAGGAAAUCCUUUGUCAGACGGGGUUUGCCUGACAACCCGACUUGAAGCUCCACUGUCCCAUUGCAGGAAAAAGUCCCCCAGAUCAGGGUUGCGCCUCCUCCACUGUGCCAUGUAGAAAACAUCUCAGGUGCAAUCUCCUUGUCAUGCUGGCAACGUUGCAAGACAUCAAGACUGCAUUUUUUUUUUUAUAUAUAAUAGAACUUUCUUCCAUCUUUCAAUGUCCCACGUUUAGACACUCGUUCAAACUCCAACUGUGCGAUUUUGUGCCACCGAAGGAGACGAGACCUUUUGCAGAUGUUUUCUGUUCUUAAAAUUCUUGUAUCACCAAUGGUUAUGGGGCUGCAGUUGGCACCAGUGACAAGAUUAGUGUCUCGUGACUUGAUGGAUUUCCGGGGUCCAUCAUUUGACAUUUUUGUUCCAUAACAAUCAGAAUAUUUUUUGGUUUAAAAUGGCCGUCUCUUUGAACGACACUCAAAGAGAGAAAGCUUUUUUUGCCUUUGCCAUCGGAGUAAUGCAUCACCAUCUGGAUACAUUACAGAAAAUGCCACUAAAUCCACAUUUUUGCAAAGAUCUGGGUUUUAAAUGCUGUAGGCUUAAACUUUUGACCAGCUGAUUAACAGCCUAUUUCAGUUGGUUGCUUGCAGUAACUUGCUUUAACUUCUACGUAUUUAUUGGUUAGCGUUACACUGUACUGGUCUCAACACAGACGGCGACCUACGACCAGCUGAAGCUUAGCAACUUUAUUAGAAAACAAUGCUCCAAAUUACUCCCGACUUUAUUAUUUUUGGUGCGGACGCUCAGACAGAAUGUGUGUUUCAGUUAGCGGCUCUCAUGGUCACAGAUGCUGACCGUCAUGGACGAAGCGGCCGCUGAAGCAGGCUUCCGAUUGCAACUUCUUAAAAAAAAAAACUGUGGCUGAUGUUGAGGCCAUUUUUCAUCUGGUUUUAGCAUUUUGAUCAGUAGUAUAAUGUUCCGAAUAUCAAGAGUUCACCUCCAAACUCAGACCCAGUUCCUACUUUUGGAUAUAUUGUCUACUUGAGCUAAUGUGUGAUUCUGGAUGAGGUGAGAAGAAACUAAAGAGUAGCUUUUAUUGGAGGGUUUGAGUAAUCAUCUACUUGUUUGCACACCUGUUCCAUUUUCAUCCAACCAUUUAUCAUCUGCAAGCUCAAAACCAUCAUCCUGAAAAGAAGUACUAAAAUUCUUUGCAGUAAAUUUUGGAAGCUGGUUCUAUUUUAGGAUUUAGGGAUAAUUCCUUAGUAAAUCACAUCAACGGAGUUGUAAUCGAUGAGCCUGUUUAAAAAUCAUAAAUAUGGUAAGAGCUUUAUUGGACAUGCUGCAUUUGUCUAAAAAAAAAAUUCUAACAGAAGCCAGGAAUUAUGUGCUUAAAAAUGCAACAUCGAAUGCAGUCCCUGCACUGUAAUACAUUUUGUAUUUUACCAUUAUUUUUUAAAUAAACUCUGUUCUUUUAUGUUUGAUUCUAUUCAUUCCACAUUUUGCUGUUUGUGUGGGGUUGUGUCAAUGUGUGCAUGGCUUUCACAGAAAUGUGGUGCUGUGACUAAAUCAUCUUUAUUUCAGGUUUCCUCCGUCUGAGGGACAUUACGCCAAACGUCUUGUACUGCAUUCAGAUCCGACUCAGCCAAGUUGCCAUAUAUUUUUUUUCAGCUCUUCUCCUGCUUUACCUUCCAACAGGCCGUAGAUGUGCAGUGUUUUUCUGAACAUUUACCAAGGGAAGCAAGGCAUGUUCAGCUUGACCAGAAACUCUUGUGUGUCUUGCAGCUUCUCUGACCAUUAGGUGAAGUUGCAGGGACGUCCACUCCUGAUUUUGGAUCAUUUGGACUCACGAAUAAUGUUUUUUUUACUCUAGAAUGAGCAACAUUUUUGUCUUAUAAACCCUCCCAGAUUGACAGACAGCAACAGCUCUCCUAACUUUGGCAUGAAACGAUUAAUUAAGACUCAGAAAAAAGGACAGUUUUCUGAAAGAAAAAAAAACGUUCAGAGCAGUAAUGAGCCAAAGCUGUACAAAAAAAAUAAAAAAUGUUUUUUGCAAUUUAAGAUGAAAACAUCUUUGUCUGUAAAUAUGUUUUAACCAAAACCCCUCUGGUGUUUUAGCUUCCCUUGGCUCAGAUUCACUAAUUCGCCAAUAAAGAAAUGCUAUGUUAUUGAAUCCUAAGCGACAAAAUGUUUGAAUUGUCUGUUUAUUGCAUAUUUUAACAUAUUUGUUACUUUGUGUAAAAAAGACUUAAGUGAUUAAAUGAAAAAUAUACCCUGCAUUUUGUUUAUAUCUGUAAAAAAGAUAAAAAACAAAGUCUACUUCUCAAUCGUGCUGGUGUGUCUCAUAAAGACCCUAGAAAUUAAGGUGUGUGGAAUAAUUCAAGGGCCACGAAUAAUCCAAAGAGUUGUACAAGUGUCGAUGGUUCUAAAUGUUCCGGUUUGGUGCCACAGUGAGCAUGUAAUCAUCAAAACAUAUUUUCUGAGUCAUCAGUGAAUCAAACGGCAAUAAAAAAACAAAUCAGCCAGUCUUUCUUCUCUGUCUGAAUGACUUGGUUUGCCAAAUAAGGAGCCGAGGUGUUUGCCCUGCGCCUUCGUGGUUUAGACGGGGCUCCGAUGUGCUUUUUUUUUUUUUUUUCAAUCUCUGAAUUCCACUCGCUGCCCGUUUGGGCCCUGUAAUCAUUGCAUAAUACAUAUUCUACAUGUCAGCCACACAUUGCUGGUGAAAUCCCUCAAUUUAUGGACCAGCUCAAGAGGAGUCACCCAUUGAGGAAUUCCUCCUGCACCAGGCCGUGUUCUAAUUAUAAAACUCUUGAUUCUUCUUCUUUCUUUUUUUUAUUGCUCGACCUUUUGAUGUCCUUUCCUCUGACCCCUGGAUUUAGCGUGUAGACUGGGAUUAGAGACAAAAAGCAGACUUUUACCACAGCAGUUAAUUCCACAAUAACUCAGAGGGGCUUUUAACAAACGUGUUUUUGUUUUCACGUUUUCUAUACUCGUAAUUUUUUUUUUUUUUUUUUACAUUUUUGUCUCAAAGAUAUUUAAUUCACGAGCGUAACUGUCUGGCUUUGAAUUGAUUCAUUCAUCGCUCAUAUUUCUUGUAACUUAACUCUCCGAAAUGUCUUCUAAAAAAAAAAAAAAAAAAAGAAAUAAUAAAACCAUCAACCUUUUGGGAACCCAUACCAAUAGUGGCCGGCUUUCUUUGGAAAAACACCUGUGGGGGAAACACCUUGUGAUUUACACCAACGCAUAAAAUCUCAUAAAGUCUCAGGUGAGCGAGAAAGAGUCGGCUGGCAAGUAACGGGUUAGUGUCUGGUCUCCCCCCUACAUCUCCUCGUCUCAUCCCUUCGAUCCCCUCACCCCCCCUUUCUUCAUCCCGGAUGGAUAUAUAUCGGAGGUCGUGACUCGUCUCCAUCUGAGGCAUCACUUCUAGACGGACAUACGCAGACGUCUCUGGUUCGUUUCGAGGGAUUGAACUUGACGAAGACCAGACCCGUGACCAUGAAACUCUUUUUAAAGGUUCUCGUGAUUCUGUUCUGCGUCGGCAAGGUAGAAGGCCGCUGGCUGAGGUCUCUGAUUGGUGAGUAGGGACAUCGUGGCUCAUCGAUUUAGGGACAGUACAAAUAAGUUAAGGAGUGUGCUGUUAAAGGUUGAUGAAUUUGUCUUUUCCAGGCCAAAAGCAGAAACCUGUGUCGUCUUCAGACGAGGACAGAAGAAGUAGAUUUUUAACAACGGAAGAAAUCCAAAGGGAAGCCUCCGGAGAUGAGCCAGUCCCGGUCCGGACGCGGCGCUCCGCUCCCGACUCCCAGUGCGGCCUCCGCUCCGUCUUGCUGCAGGUGCGGGACCUGGGGCUGGGCUACGACUCGGACGAGACGGUCUUGUUCAAGUACUGCGGGGGGUCUUGCCCCCACGCCCGCUCCAACUACGACCUCACGCUCAGCAACCUGCUGCUCAGCGGGCGGCUUCCGCAGCCGGCCCCCGGAGAGCCGUGGCACAGCGUGCCGUGCUGCAGGCCCACUCGCUACGAGGACAUGGCCUUCCUCGACAACUCGCACCGCUGGCACAAGGUGGAGAAACUCUCUGCCGCCGCUUGCGGCUGUGCAGACUAAAAACGGCCCGGAUCGAGGGUAAUAAGGAAGGGGCAGGUGAGAGAGAGCUGAAGACAUCUGGAGAGGACGAUUUGACUUACUCCGAAAAGAAAACGAAUAACUCAAUUUUUUUUUUUCAGAAAAGAGCCUUCAUGAGCAGAUUCUAAUGUUUGACUCAGAUUUCUGUGUUUUAUCCAUGAUUUAGAUUUCCAGGAAGCAUUGCUUUUUGAGUUCAUGUUAUUUCCAAUUAAGGUAAAAUGGAACCAACGCUUUAACUUGAAUUACAAGACAAUUGUAAAUAAGCUAAUAUCUAUUUAUUAAAAAAAAAACAUGGAAAAAAAAUGUAGCUCUUUAGAAAUGUUUCCCAAUUUACAAACGAUGCUGAAUUAAGCUCCAAAAUUGUUCAGCUACAUAAAGUGUACAUAUGUGAAAACUAAAGAUAUUUAUUUAUUUAAUGCUUGUUUGUUUUAGAUCAGAUUAAUUUAUUUUGUAAUGGAGUCACGUUUAAUUAAAAUGUACUCUUUUUUUCAGUAAAUGUAAAAUGCAUUAAACAUGAUGUGGUUUCAUUUAUGCUAUGUGUGUUGUGUUCUCUAUCAAAUAAUGCUUUUUUCGGUUUACAUUAACAAAUACAAACUUACAAUGUUGUGUUUUUUUUUUUUGUAAUGGGUCAAAAUCCAAUAUCUUGAUGUUGACUGCAUUAACAUGCGUUAAAAAAGCUGAAUUUUUAAAAAUAUGCAUAAUGUAAUACCUUACAUCAGUUAAAUAAUUUUCUUUUUAAGUGGGUGUAAUUCUUGAAAUUUGCAUUUCAUUUUGUAGUAAUCUGUUUACAUUGCAAAGUUUCAGUCUCUUUGAAAAAAAUUGCAUGCAUAAAGACGUGGGACAUGUGGAGAGUCAUUUCAGUUAUAAUGCUAAAAUAUUUUAAUUAUUUUCUCUAUUAUCAACUUAGAGAAAUGCAGGGUUUAUCUUUUCGAACUCCACAGUGAGACAAGACAUCUGUAAGGUCUUAUUCUAUUAUCAUGUAUAUCACGAAGUUUGCCUGUUAUAAAAUGUAUUACCAGUUAGAUAUAGUAAAAAUACAUAGUUAACAAAAUAGGGGGGCAGUCCGGAUAUAUAAAAACUUCAAUUCAGUUUGUUACAUUACUGUAUUAAACUUUUUUUUUUUAAAUCAAAUAUUGUGGUUGAUGAAAAAUGUAUAUUCAAAACAGGUAAAACAAUCAGAAUUUAUCUGCAUAUUUUCCACUUUUCCAGUGUCUUGUUGCUACUAUUUUGACGACUUCACCUUCGCUGUCCAGCAAACCCGGAUAAAAGCAAAUAACCCCAAAAACAAGAAUGAUAUGUGAUUUAUUUCCUUUGAUCAAGUAUUGUAUGAGUUCUAGCUCAGCACCUUGUUUCGCUAAUAUUUUCAUCUCUGACUGACCAAUGAAACACAGAUCAUUAUCAGAUUAUAU
Xiphophorus couchianus (Monterrey platyfish) is the source of this 8870-nucleotide messenger RNA. Its product is annotated as artemin. The record is from RefSeq and is a predicted model, not a curated record. The transcript has a single exon. NCBI's taxonomy places the organism in Eukaryota, Metazoa, Chordata, Actinopteri, Cyprinodontiformes, Poeciliidae. Gene Ontology annotation, molecular function: receptor tyrosine kinase binding; glial cell-derived neurotrophic factor receptor binding; growth factor activity. Bases 6988 to 7443 code for a protein of 151 amino acids.